This is a messenger RNA of Ostrinia nubilalis (European corn borer), 743 nucleotides long. RefSeq names its product pro-resilin-like (gene CPR139). The transcript has 4 exons. Gene Ontology annotation, cellular component: extracellular matrix. Lineage: Eukaryota; Metazoa; Arthropoda; Insecta; Lepidoptera; Crambidae. The annotation marks the transcript as partial. The record is from RefSeq and is a predicted model, not a curated record.
UCAUAUUUUAACCAAGCCUAUGGAAUUUUCAAUAACAUAGGUGCAGACAGAUUCAACUUUAAAAUUCGAAAAGCAGAUGCUCUUGCAAACAUCCAACUUAAUUACAGUUUCAAACAAAAGAAACUACAAAGUAUUGCAUUGCUACUAUUAUUUUUAUUUCGUCAUUGUUGUCGUGCAUCCAGUAAUGGGAAACAUCGAGGGGCGGCGCGCGAAGCCGCAACCGCGACCUGCGGCGGCGCGCGCUUAAAAGCGCCGACCUAGCGUAGGCCGACCCAAAUCCUUUGUGGCUCCUGAACCUGACAGACUCUUGCUUCUUCCCAAAAAUGUGGACCAGUCUUUGCUUAGCUCUCAUGGCGUGGACACUGUGGCCCAGCGCUGCAGCACAGGAGUACCUACCCCCAAAGAUUGGUGGUGGCGGCGGCGGCGGCGGCAAGAAACCAGCACCUGAGCCUACACUCCCCGCGAACUACGACUUCUCGUACGACGUGCAAGACAACGCCGUGAGCCUGGACUUCGGGCACAACGAGAAGCGCAAGGACGACCGCGCCACCGGCUCCUACCACGUGCUGUUGCCCGACGGCCGCACGCAGCUCGUCGAGUACGAGGCCGGGCCCGACGGGUACAAGCCACAAAUAAUGUACAUGGGUACUGCAACAUACCCGGCGCCCAACGCAGGCGGCGGCGACAAGUUUGACGGCUACCAUUACAACGCGGCAUCGAACCGGCAGAGCGUGCGCCAGGCG